UAUCCGAGAGUCGACUUUCGCCGUUGCAGAACGCCAGAAGAAACGUUGUUUGAAAGACUCAAACUCCCACAAUUCCACGCGGCGGCGUCGCUUUGACGAAUGCGCGCGGCGUGCCUGCUGCCGGCUGAGUCGUGGUGUGACUGACUGUCAUGGCGGCGACUUACGAGGAGAUCUUGAGGAGCGAGUUUCCUGACAUCGACUCGGAGUUGUUCGACUACAUCACAGGGGUGUUGGAUGGCUGCGGGGCCGACUUUGAAGAUGGCGAGGAAGUCUUUGAGGCGGUGGGCGGCGUCCUGCGGGAGGUGUCGGCCGACUCCAAGAAUGAGGACGACGUCCGAGGCAUCUGCCUGCGGAUGUUCAACACGCUGCGGCUGAGCGGCUGUCCCGUCUCGCAGCGUCAAGUGUUGCUGGACGCGCCGGUGCAGCUGUCCCAGAUGUCGCCGGACACGACCUUAGCCAACGAGGACAUCCGGGGCAUCUGGAUGAUGAAGCGUCCUCAGAACACGAUGGUGGACACCAAGAAGCUGGAGAAGGCAGAGGCCAAGCUGAAAGCCAAACACGAGCGACGCAACGAGAAGGACUCGCAAAAGACGACCGCUCCGCUUGUCCUGGAGGAGGCGUCGGCCAGCCAGGCCAGCAGCAAGAAAGAAGGACGAGUGGACCCGGCGGGAAAGAACCGCAGCUACGACAUCCGCAUCGAGAACUUUGACGUGUCCUUCGGUGAGAGGUGUCUCCUUCAGGGCGCCGAGCUGGCGCUGGCGGCGGGCCGGCGCUACGGCCUGAUCGGCCGCAACGGGUUGGGCAAGACCACCCUGCUGAAGAUGCUGGCCAGCCGCAGCCUGCGCGUCCCCCCUCACAUCUCCAUCCUCCACGUGGAGCAGGAAGUGGCGGGCGACCAGACCAUGGCGCUGCAGAGCGUCCUGGAGAGCGACGCGCUGAGGGAGGGCCUGCUCCGAGAGGAGCGACUCCUCAACGCGCGCGUGGCCAACGGAGUAGCCGAGGGGGCGGAGAGUGUGCGCCUGUCCGAAAUUUACUCCAAACUGGAGGAGAUUGAAGCCGACAAAGCCCCCGCACGAGCCUCCAUCAUCUUGGCCGGUCUGGGAUUUUCUCCCAAGAUGCAGCAGCAGCCCACCCAAGAGUUUUCAGGAGGCUGGAGGAUGAGGUUGGCGUUGGCAAGAGCUCUCUUUGCUCGGCCCGACCUGCUGCUACUCGACGAGCCCACCAACAUGUUGGACGUCAGCGCCAUCCUGUGGCUGGAGAAUUACCUGCAGACGUGGCAGUCCACCAUCUUGGUGGUGUCCCACGACCGCAACUUUCUCAACGCGGUGGUGACGGACAUCGUCCACCUGCACUCGCGCAGGCUGGACACUUACCGCGGCGACUACGAGAACUUUGUCAAGACCAAAGAAGAUCGGCUCAAGAACCAACAGCGAGAGUACGAGGCGCAGCUGCAGUACAGGCAACAUAUCCAGGUGUUUAUUGACAGGUUUCGCUACAACGCCAACCGAGCGGCUCAAGUGCAGAGCAAACUCAAAGUGCUGGAAAGAUUGCCCGAACUGAAGCCCAUCGAAAAAGAAGUCGAGGUCACGCUGAGGUUCCCGGACAAUUUUGAGAAGUUGUCUCCUCCCAUCCUGCAGUUAGACGAGGUGGAGUUCUACUACACACCCGACCAGCGCCUCUUCUCCGGACUCAACCUGUGUGCUGACCUGGAGUCUCGCGUCUGCAUCGUGGGCCAGAACGGCGCCGGGAAAAGUACGGUCCUCAAGCUCCUGAUGGGGGAGCUGACUCCCGUCAGCGGAAUCCGCCAAGCUCACAGGAAUCUGAAGAUCGGCUACUUCAGUCAGCACCACGUGGACCAGCUGGACCUGAACGUUUGCUCCGUGGAGUUGCUACUCAACAAGUUUCCCGGUCGGACGGAAGAGGAGUACCGCCACCAGCUGGGAGGUUACGGUAUCACGGGAGAGCUGGCCACCAGACCAGUUGCCAGCCUUUCCGGAGGGCAGAAGAGUCGGGUGGCCUUCGCCCAGAUGACCAUGUCCUGUCCCAACUUCUACAUUCUGGACGAGCCCACCAACCACCUGGACAUGGAGACCAUCGAGGCACUCGCCAACGCGCUCAACAAAUUCAAAGGCGGCGUGAUCCUGGUGUCUCACGACGAGCGUCUGAUCCGUCUGGUGUGCCAAGAGCUGUGGGUGUGCGACGGCGGCAAAGUGUGUCGGCUGGACGGCGGCUUCGACCAGUACCGCGACGCCUUGCACGAGCAGUUCAAGAAGGAGGGCUACCUGUGAGGCAGGCGCCCACGGGACUACCCCUAAUUCCUGUUGUCUUCUUUUUAGCGCGCAGAUGUUCUAUUUACUAAGAAAAUAAACGUCACACACCACA
Molecule: messenger RNA, 2382 nt
Organism: Syngnathus typhle (broad-nosed pipefish)
Lineage: Eukaryota; Metazoa; Chordata; Actinopteri; Syngnathiformes; Syngnathidae
Gene: abcf3
Product: ATP-binding cassette, sub-family F (GCN20), member 3
Exons: 21
Coding region: 150-2288 (712 amino acids)
Molecular function (GO): ATP binding; ATP hydrolysis activity
Source: RefSeq, a predicted model, not a curated record